AUGUCGAAUGAAACCAUGCAAGAGUUAGAAUUUAACGAUACUGAUAAUGGACCAUUUCCAGAAAAUGAUGAUGAUGAAUUUGACUCUUACUUUCAAAAUAUGGAUGGAGAUUUAACUUUUAAUGAUAUGAAUGAUGUUUCGGAGGAUAACAAUUUUCUAGAUAUGUACAAUUUAACCCCCAGACAACGUGUAUCCUACAAGGUAAAGAAAACUUUCUUCGAUUUGACCAACUAUUUUUAUGCACUGCCUACAUGGCAACGUGUUGCACUUUGUAUAUUUGGAACAAUUGCCUUCAUAGUAGGUAUAUUGUUCUUGAUAUUUCACAAUGCUAUCCUGGAAAAGAUUGUUGACACAUCAAAUGAUUUACAAGCCAAGAAAUCCACGCCACCCAUCCUGAUGUUGCUGCUUUUCAUGGUUUCCUUCCCACCAUUGAUAGGAUAUUCAUUUUUAUCCACUAGUACUGGAUUACUAUAUGGAGUUACUUUUAAAGGAUGGAUUAUAUUAUCAAUUAGCUCGGUCUGUGGUUCAAUAGCAUCUUUUGCUCUUUUCCAGAACUUGUUACACAAGAGAGCCGAGCAAUUAGUUCAUAUAAACCAGAGAUUCGAAGCAUUGGCAUCAAUUCUACAAGAAAAUAACAGUUACUUAAUUCUAGCGCUAAUCAGGCUUUGUCCCUUCCCUUAUUCUUUGACAAAUGGCGCUCUUGCCGGUAUUCAUGGUAUUUCUGUUAGAAAUUUCUCUCUGGCAAAUCUGAUCACCACUCCAAAACUGUUUGUUUAUCUAUUCAUUGGUUCUAGGAUCAAGAAUUUAGCUGAAACCGAGUCUACUGGGUCCAGAAUGUUUGAUUUGAUCAGUAUCGCGGUUGCUGUGGCAAUUCUGGGCAUAACUGCCUCCUUAUUGUAUUAUAAGACACAAAAAAGAUAUACAGAACUGCAGAAUGGAUCUCAUCAAGCUGGCACUAACAAUCCGAUACAAAUAGACGAUUCCUUUGACAUAUAA
Kazachstania africana CBS 2517 is the source of this 996-nucleotide messenger RNA. RefSeq names its product Tvp38p (gene TVP38). The transcript has a single exon. The record is from RefSeq and is a predicted model, not a curated record. The coding region runs from base 1 to 996 and encodes 331 amino acids. Gene Ontology annotation, cellular component: Golgi membrane. Gene Ontology annotation, biological process: mitotic spindle elongation; vesicle-mediated transport. Lineage: Eukaryota; Fungi; Ascomycota; Saccharomycetes; Saccharomycetales; Saccharomycetaceae.